Molecule: messenger RNA, 975 nt
Organism: Rhipicephalus sanguineus (brown dog tick)
Lineage: Eukaryota; Metazoa; Arthropoda; Arachnida; Ixodida; Ixodidae
Product: estradiol 17-beta-dehydrogenase 8
Exons: 3
Coding region: 207-971 (254 amino acids)
Molecular function (GO): oxidoreductase activity
Source: RefSeq, a predicted model, not a curated record
CUCAUUCAGUUGCGACAGACGAGUAGCCACUAAGUGGCUGAAGAUCGUUUUAUCGGCGCCACUUCUUCGUAACUGAGAGACGCAGCGUAUUCGUCUGCGCUGAUAAGGUGUAAUCAGCGCAGGCGACCUUUCCACCGAAGCCAAAGGUAGGAAUCGACACACCAGUGUGUUAACGCGACGGUGAUUCGUGCGAACUCGUUACGGCGAUGUCUCUUAGCGGUCGCCUAGCCCUAGUGACUGGAGCUGCCAGCGGCAUCGGCGAAGCCGUCUGCCGGGUGCUGGCCGAAGAAGGUACCGCUGUGGUAGUCGCCGACAAGCAGCUCGAGGCUGCAAGGCAAGUCGUCGCCUCUCUUCCAGGUGACGCAAAGCAUCAGGCCGUGUACGUGGAUGUCGGUGAUUCGGCUUCUGUGAAGCACCUGUUUGACAACAUCAAAGACACAUACGCAGCACUGCCUCUAAGCACCGUCGUCAACUGCGCUGGAAUUGGCGGUUUAGUGCCUAUUCUGGACUGUAGCGAUGAAAUUUUCGACGACUUCAUCAGAGUCAACCUCAAGGGCACUUUCCUGGUGACGCGGGAAGCAAGCCGCUACAUGCUUCGCUCGGGUCAGCCGAUGCCCGAAGGAGGCGCAGCCAUCGUAAACGUCGCGAGCAUCUUUGGCAAGAGUGGCCAAGAAAAUGCAGCUGCGUACUCCGCUUCCAAGGGCGGCGUCGUAGCAAUGACCAAAUCGGCAGCGCAGGAACUGGCACCACACGGCAUUCGUUGCAACGCCGUGCUUCCGGGCUGGACUGAGACCCCGAUGACCGCCCUUGUACCUAAAGACAUGAGAGCCGAGGCGAUUGCUUCGACGCCGCUUAAGAGAACUGCUCAACCGCGAGAGAUCGCGGAAGCCAUCAAAUUUCUGUGCUCGCCAACCUCGAGCUCGUUCGUCACGGGUGCCGCGCUCGAAGUUACAGGAGGAUGGCGUAUGUGAUAUC